This is a messenger RNA of Ictalurus furcatus (blue catfish), 4360 nucleotides long. It is a transcript of the gene cyp26b1, whose product is annotated as cytochrome P450 26B1. Gene Ontology annotation, molecular function: monooxygenase activity; oxidoreductase activity, acting on paired donors, with incorporation or reduction of molecular oxygen; heme binding. Gene Ontology annotation, biological process: sterol metabolic process. The transcript has 6 exons. The record is from RefSeq and is a predicted model, not a curated record. NCBI's taxonomy places the organism in Eukaryota, Metazoa, Chordata, Actinopteri, Siluriformes, Ictaluridae. Bases 301 to 1836 code for a protein of 511 amino acids.
UUUUUUUUUUUUUUUUUUUAAUGAUGUGCCAAAGUCUUACUUCGACUUAUUUCUAUUUGGAUACAAGUAAUUAAAAUCCCAACUUCUCCUACCUUUAUUGAACUUUUAUAGUUCAGUUUAUGCGAGAGAUAAACUUCGGAAAACUACAGCUGCAGUUCGGUCCAUCAUUUAGCCUAUAAUUUAGUGCAAUACCUGCAGGUUAAAAAAAGAAAAAGAAAAGAAAAAAAAAGUUGGUGCAGUGCACGUUCCGUUCUAAAGAAAGGCUGAAAUCGACUUGAACUUUCCCGGACGCUCGUCGCAAUGCUCUUCGGGAGUUUGGACCUGGUGUCUGCGCUGGCCACGCUGGCCGCGUGCUUGGCCUCAGUGGCGCUCCUGAUCGCUGUGUCUCAGCAGCUGUGGCAGCUCCGCUGGACCGCCACGCGGGACAAGAACUGCAAGUUGCCCAUGCCAAAGGGCUCCAUGGGCUUCCCUAUCAUCGGCGAGACGUGCCACUGGCUGGUCCAGGGUGCGGGGUUCCAUGCUUCGAGGAGGCAGAAGUACGGUAACGUGUUUAAAACUCACUUGCUUGGCCGUCCAGUGAUCCGGGUGACGGGAGCAGAAAAUGUGCGGAAGGUACUCAUGGGGGAACACACUCUGGUGAGCGUGGACUGGCCUCAGAGCACCAGCACCCUUCUAGGACCCAACAGCCUUGCCAAUUCCAUCGGAGACAUCCACCGCAAGAAGAGGAAGAUCUUUGCUAAAGUCUUCAGCCAUGAAGCGCUAGAAAACUACUUGCCUAAGAUCCAGCAAGUUAUCCAGGAGACGCUACGUGUGUGGAGCUCCAACCCAAGGCCCAUCAAUGUGUACCGUGAGUCUCAGCACAUGUCCUUUCAGAUGGCUGUCCGUGUGCUCCUUGGUUUCCGCAUUUCAGAAGAAGAGAUGCACUUCCUUUUCCACACCUUCCAGGAGUUUGUGGACAAUGUUUUUUCAUUGCCCAUUGACUUGCCCUUCAGUGGCUACAGAAAGGGCAUUCGUGCAAGGGACACCCUUCAGAAGGUCAUAGAGAAAGCCAUCAGGGAGAAGCCACUGUGUACACAGGGGAAGGACUAUUCUGAUGCCCUGGAUGUGCUUCUGGAGAGUGCCAAAGAGAAUGGGACAGAGCUCAGCAUGCAGGAGCUUAAGGAGUCCACCAUUGAGUUGAUCUUUGCUGCCUUUGCCACCACGGCCAGUGCCAGCACCUCUCUGAUCAUGCAGUUACUGCGGCACCCAGCUGUGUUGGAGAAGAUGCGUGAGGAACUGCGCAACUGUGGCCUUCUGCAUGAUGGUUGCUUGUGCCAGGGUGAACUGCAGCUUGACACCAUCUGCAACCUCAAGUACUUGGACUGUGUCAUCAAGGAGGUUUUGCGUCUCUAUGCACCAGUGUCAGGGGGCUACCGCACUGCCAUGCAGACCUUCGAACUUGACGGUGUGCAGAUUCCUAAGGGUUGGAGUGUUAUGUACAGCAUCCGAGAUACUCAUGACACAUCGGCCGUUUUUAAGGAUGUGGCGACAUUUGAUCCUGAUCGCUUCAGUGCAGAACGCAGUGAGGAUCGUGAGGGCCGCUUUCAUUACCUGCCCUUCGGUGGUGGUGUGCGCUCAUGCUUGGGGAAACAGCUGGCCACGCUCUUCCUUAAGUUGCUGGCUGUGGAGCUGGCCGGGGGGAGCCGCUUUGAGCUGGCCACGCGGACGUUCCCACGUCUGAUCUCCGUCCCUGUGGUCCACCCUACUGAUGGCCUCCGAGUCAAGUUCUUUGGCCUGGACUCCAACCAGAACCAGAUAAUGUCCAAGACAGAUGAGAUGCUGGGUGCCACUGUGUGAGAGAAGAAAAGGGGACGAAGUGCAUGAGAGAGUUAUUUUUUAACAGUUAUGGUUAAUGUUGUUGUUUUUUUUCAAGCAGCAAAAAUCUAGCGAGUUGAGAGAGACACUCUUCUUUUUGUUUCAAGAUGUCACUUUUGUUUGCCAAAAAUGUACAGUCUAUCUUUUUCUAUAAAAAUGUAAAAAGAAAAAAGAAAAAAAAAGGCAUAAUUAAAAAAAACACCCAUAAAUAUAAUGCAGAGACCAUUAAAUGAUGCUAAGACCAUUAAGUUGCUGUGAGAGGGAGGGCACAAGAUGAAAGAAUGUUAAAAGGAGGACUGGAAGUUUCAAAAAGAAAGAGGGAUGUUAUCUGUGUCCAGCUAAGUAGAUAUCACAGGGUAUGGGCAAGUUUGUGCUCACAGUGAAGUGAGGACACAAAGAAUCAUUCUUAUUAUAGCCUGAGGUCUAGUACAGUAUUUUUCAGGGUUUGUGUGUGUGUGUGUGUGUGUGUGUGUGUGUGUUUGUGUGUGUGUCUAUUUGGAGGGGUGGGGUGGCUUCACGCAUGUAGGAAUGUAGAAAACAGUGUAAGCUAGAAAGAAUCAGAGGAGGGUGUAAUUACUCAGGUGUGUAAGUAAAAUAAGAGGACUGUCUAGACUAACCCAAUAUUAUGUUCUGUACCUGCACAUAAGUGACAAUUUAUCAUCAUUACUUCAAACAAUGUGUGCAUGUUUGUGUGUGUGUGUGUGUGUGUGUAUGUGUAUCUGUGAGAAUGAGAGAGAGAGAGAGAAAGAGAGAGAAUGUAAAAAAAAAAGCUCAACCUGUGUGUUAUUAUAAUUGUUUCUCUUUUCCCCCCAUUGAUGUCACAUUGAAUUCUCUCUGUGUUGUCUCCAUGAUGUCAGGUUGCAUCAGGUGUAUGUGUGUGUGUCUGAAUAGACAUGGGACUCUCGAAACAAGCUAUAUUUUGGGGAACGGAGACAGUUCAUACUUCCAAAUGUAUAUUCAGAAAAGAUCACUACAGAACACAGUUUGUAGGCCACCAUAUUUGCUGCUUGAGAGUCAGGAUGUUAUUCACGUGUUGGAGCAGAGCACUGUCUGGCCUCUGCUGAGAGCGACUGUUCUUUUUCCUGCUGCUCCACCUUGCAACACUAUGAUGCAAAUGGAAAAAAAGGUCAUUUGAUGAAGAAAACAGAUUUGACAGAUCAUCAGUGUGUUGUUUCUUUUUUUUUGUCAAAUGGAACCUUCAAUGCCACUUCACACGAACUAUUUAUGUGAGUGACUUGCAGUAAGAUUGAAAGAGGAGGCACUAGGACCUUUGGUGGAAUAAAAAUAAAACCCUAUGGAGGACCUUUAUCACUUCUUUCACACAUCAUGCGAAGGAUUUAUUAUUUUUUUUUGGAUAAAACAUGCCACUGAUCUUUCUAUUAUUAAUAAUUGAAUGAAAUGAAAUAAAAUCUGCUGCUUCAAAUGUACCGCUUUCUAACAGGAAGUAGAUCGCUAUGGUAGUGUGCAAGUGAAAUUUGCCUGUUCUACAUGCAAAUGAUGAUUGUGUAGCCAAAUAGCGAUUGGGAAAUCAUUGCAUUGUCUAAUAUUUUAAUAUUAUUACUAUUAAUAUUAUUGUAAUAAAUAUUAUUUUAAGUGUUAUUUUUGUUAUAUUUCAGAAUAGAGUUCUAGUAUAAAUAAAGUUUGUUGGUAAAUAUUGUUAUAUUUAGAAUGACAUAAAUGGCAGUUAUAUUGUAAACAGUGUUUAAAUGUUAAUAUGGUUUUAUGUUAUUAUAAUUAUUCUAUUAUCAUUAUUACCAUCAUUGCAUUUAGUUAAUAUUAAACACAGAAGCACUUGUGGGGUAUGUUUAUAUUGAGUGCCGUGCGACUACAUGUUGAUUAUUGAGUUUGUCUGUAAAUAAUAUUUUUAUUUUCUUUUUACAAAUCCACAUUUCACUUAGUUUAAAUAUGAAUGUUUUAUCUCCCUUUUCAUUUUUGUUACAAUGGUUCUUAAAUGUACUUGGCAAUUUUAUAAACCCCUGUAAUAAACUAUAAUGUGAAAAGCCACUAAAUGUGACUUUUAUUUGCUGUUGUAACUCAUAUUGGGUGGCAUAGCAGAACCGCGGGUAGCGCUGCCGCCUCAUAGCUCCAGGGUCUCUGGUUCAAAGUUCUAAGCUGGGGUUGGGUUACUGUCCAUCUGGAGUUUCACAUGUUCUCUCUGUGUCCAUUUGAGUUUCCUCCUACCUCCCAAAACAUGCCAGUAAGAUACUCUAAACUGCCUGUAGCUGUGAAUGUGUAUGUGCAUGGUGCCCUGUAAGGGACUGGUGUUCCAUCCGGGCUGCAUUCCUACCUCAGCUGUGUUUAUGCAAUAAACUGUAUUCACUGUAACUUUGAUCAAGAUAAAGUGGGUACUGAAGAUGUAUGAGGAAAAUUUUUUAACUAAUACUGUUUAACAUAGAUUUUUUUUUACACAAAUAUAUAAGAUAUUUAGAAAACAACAAAUCUGCUGCAUCAAUCAAAGAAUGAGGUUCCCUGGGAAGUUUUUUCAGCAUGCAACACAAGUUUUUGA